AUGGAGCAGAUUUGUGAAAGCAGAGAUCCUUGGAUUGUGGACGAUUCUUCAUUGAGGCAAGCCUGCGUUCUCGGCCGAGGGAGCUUCGGAUCUGUAACUCUCAUAGGCGAUCCUCAAUUACGAGCCUACGCAAAGAAGACAUGUCCGAUAAACCUCUUCAGUAAUCUUGAGAAAGAACUCGACAUCAUGUUACGUUUCCACAGCCAUCCUUGCAUCGUGCAAGCUAAAAGCCCUUUUGUUCACUUGGAGAACAACACAAGAAAUUGUUACAUCUAUAUGGAAUACGCCAACAAACGUACUCUCCACAAGAUGAUCUCCGAGUUUCGUGGGAAACCAUUACCUGAAUAUAUGAUCCAACGUGAAGCUCGUAUGAUCUUACAAGGACUCGAGGCUCUUCACGCUAAAGACUACGUUCACUGCGACCUCAAGCCAGGCAAUAUAAUCCUCUUCCACUCCACCACUUUUGGAGAGCCGUUCGAUUUUUAG
Eutrema salsugineum is the source of this 486-nucleotide messenger RNA. Its product is annotated as putative cyclin-dependent kinase F-2. The record is from RefSeq and is a predicted model, not a curated record. Bases 1 to 486 code for a protein of 161 amino acids. Gene Ontology annotation, molecular function: ATP binding; protein kinase activity. Gene Ontology annotation, biological process: protein phosphorylation. NCBI's taxonomy places the organism in Eukaryota, Viridiplantae, Streptophyta, Magnoliopsida, Brassicales, Brassicaceae. The transcript has a single exon.